CCGCCCUGUGCCUGAGGGCGGGGACGAUGUUCUCAGCCGCCAUCUUGUGUGUGGCAUCCCCGCCCUUUCCUUAGGGGCUCCUCCUCCGUCCUUCGCUUUGCAGUCAUCCCUUACCGGCCCGUUCCCUAAGGCCGGUCGUGAUAACCGAGAAAACCGUGGCGUAGUCGCCUUCUGGCGGCGGGCGGGGUGUCGCCACGCCACGCUCAAGAUGGCGGCGGGCGGCGCCCCGCCGUGGCGGGCGGGGCGCACGCGGGUGACGUUAGCGCUCCGGGCAUGGGCAGGUGCAGGAGGUGGCGGUGGCCGGAGUUGGGCCGGCGGUAGCGGCGGGAGAGGAGGAGGAGGCGGAGGAGGAGGGGGCUCGGACUCGGCCGUGGUUCGGGGACAGCCGGGACACCGCAGCGCCUCCUCUCCGCUCCCUCGCCCCUCGGGGACGCUCCCCCUCGCGGCGCGGAGGGCGGCGGGCGCGGCGCGGCCAUGGCCGAGGAGCCCAGCGCGCUGCCCUGGUCCAUCAACAAGGAUGACUACGAGCUGCAGGAGGUCAUCGGGAGUGGAGCGACUGCGGUGGUCCAGGCAGCCUUCUGCGCUCCGAAGAAGGAGAAGGUGGCGAUUAAACGGAUCAAUCUUGAGAAGUGUCAGACGAGCAUGGAUGAACUCCUGAAAGAAAUUCAAGCCAUGAGUCAGUGCCAUCACCCCAACAUUGUAUCUUACUACACAUCGUUUGUGGUGAAAGAUGAGCUUUGGCUGGUGAUGAAGUUACUUAGUGGAGGCUCUGUUUUGGAUAUUAUCAAGCACAUUGUGGCCAAAGGAGAACACAAGACUGGUGUCCUGGAUGAAGCCUGUAUAGCCACAAUCCUUAAGGAGGUGCUGGAGGGACUGGACUACCUGCAUAAAAACGGGCAAAUCCACAGGGAUGUGAAAGCAGGAAAUAUUCUUCUUGGAGAAGAUGGCUCAGUGCAAAUUGCAGACUUUGGUGUUAGUGCGUUCCUGGCCACUGGUGGUGACAUUACCAGGAAUAAAGUCAGGAAAACCUUUGUGGGCACACCUUGCUGGAUGGCACCAGAAGUUAUGGAACAGGUCAGAGGAUAUGAUUUCAAGGCAGACAUUUGGAGCUUUGGGAUCACUGCUAUUGAACUGGCCACAGGAGCAGCUCCUUACCAUAAAUACCCGCCGAUGAAGGUUCUAAUGCUGACACUACAAAAUGAUCCUCCAUCUUUGGAAACUGGUGUGCAAGAUAAGGAGAUGCUGAAGAAAUAUGGGAAAUCAUUUAGGAAGAUGAUUUCAUCGUGCCUACAAAAAGACCCUGAAAAAAGACCAACAGCAGCAGAACUCCUAAGACACAAAUUUUUCACAAAAGCAAAGAAUAAAGAGUUUUUACAAGAGAAGAUGUUGCAGAGAGCACCAACAAUAACUGAAAGAUCCAAAAAGGUCCGGAGAGUCCCAGGCUCCAGUGGGCGUCUUCAUAAGACUGAAGAUGGUGGCUGGGAAUGGAGUGAUGAUGAGCUUGAUGAAGAAAGUGAGGAAGGCAGAGCAGCAAUUUCACAGCUCAGGUCUCCCAGAGUGAAAGAACCUGUACAGAAUUCCGAGCUGUUUCCAUCAGCUGAGCCUCAAGGUCCUUCACUCAAUGCUCCAGCACAGGCACCUACUGAACUACCUCAGGCUGCAGGACAAGCACCUGCACAACCUCCAACUGCUGUACCUCCACCCAGCCAGGCUCCUCCAGCAGCCCCAGCAGCAGCAGCAGCCCCAGCAGCAGCCCCAGCAGCAGCCCAGGCCCCACCUGCAGCCCCUGCUGCAGCUCCGGUACAGGAAGAUGUGAGAGUCCCCAUCAACCUUGUAUUAAGGUUAAGGAAUUCAAAUAAAGAGCUCCAUGAUAUUCGGUUUGAAUUCACCCCAGGGAAAGAUACUGCAGAUGGUGUGUCUCAGGAGCUCAUUUCAGCAGGUCUUGUUGAUGGCAGAGAUCUGGUAAUAGUUGCAGCUAAUUUGCAGAAAAUUGUGGAAGAGCCUCAGGCAAACAGAUCCAUCACUUUCAGACUGGCAUCUGGUGUUGACGGCUCAGAAAUUCCGGAUGAUGGCAAACUUAUAGGAUUUGCACAGCUCAGCAUCAGCUAAACAUUGGUCCCAGGAGAUGUUUCCCAACAGAGAACCCACAUGUGCAUAUUCGUAAUGCUUCUGUUAGCCUAAAAAAAACCACUACUGCCAAAGAAUUGAACUACAGCCCCCUUCCUAGAAGCUUUAACAUUUUCCUUAAUAGGAUCACAAACCUUCCUGAAAUUACCGAUGACGUUUACACCUUUUGUAAACAACUCUCAUGUUUUUGUAUCUGUCAUCUCAAACAUGCAGACCCAACACGUCAUUGCCUGCAUGUUCAUUUUAUUAUUGCCUUACUUUAAAGAAAAAUACUACUGAGUACGAAGCAGGGGGUUCCACUGCUCUGAUGAUCUUGCCUAAGUGUUUGCUUACAUGUGGUUUCAUUCUUUUUCACUUGCUGUUUUUGCACAAGUUUUAAUACUGAACGGAUUUUUUUUUUUUUUGUUCUUUACCUGCUUCUCCUUCUAUCUGAAACACCAAUGUACAUGUUGUUUGGGUCACCUGGAGUGCUGAGAAAUCUGCUUCUCUUUGGCUGUGUGUUUUAAAACUGCUGGUUUGAAUGGUUGCACCUGAGAAAGCAAGCAGAGUCUUAACCCACAGGAGGGAGAACUUCCUUCCCUUGUGUUUGUUUUGGAGAAGUUCCUUGACUUUGAGGUGUUAGAAGUCAGCUUCCCUAUGUAAACUGCCUUAAUUUUUUUCUUUUUUCUUUAUCAUUUUGGUUCUCUCCACAUGAGUGCCAGGCAUGGCAUGAGGGCUGAACCUUUUAAUUUACAUUCAGCAGUCCUUCCUGCUGCUUUCAUUCUGCAUUUUAGAUGUAGUCUGUUCUUGAAGCAGACCAGGGAGGCAUUGCUGCCUGGAAACUGGUCUUUCAGAUGGUGAACACAAUAUCCAUGGUCACAGGGAGAGGAGAUCUAUAUCACUCUGCCUUUGGAACAGAUGCACUUCCAAGUGUCCCUGAAACCCAGUUUGGUCAUGCCUGGCUGGCCUCCCAACGUGUUCCCCAGUCCUUUGCAAGCUGGUACCCGUGGAACCAUCCCUGUCGUGUUUUACAGCAAUAAAGAAUCACCAGUAGAGUGGCUGUACUGGGCAAAAGCGGGCGCUGGGUUUGUCCCUCCUGCACUCAAUCCCUUGGGUCGUCGGGCUGCGCGUCAGCCCAAGCCUCGACGUUUGAUCAGGAUGUCACUGCACCCCUGUCACACAAUGUAUUUAGCUUUUCUUUCCAUGUGGUGUUGAAGUUGAGUUUCUACAUGAAUAAUAUAAAUUAUGCUCUGAGUUUGAUAAGAGACACUUGUAAUGCAAUAUGUGAAUAAUAAAUGGUGUUGACUCUUUUUUUUUUUCCUACUGUUUCACAGUUGGCCUUUGUAACUGCUCUUGGCUCUGGAGUGUUUUCUACACAGAAGUUGUAAGUCUGUAAUUUAACAUGCAGAUGGAAAUGAGCUUUGUUUCCAUCAGACACAAACAAUGCAGAAACAGAGCGGAAUGACUAGGUUCAAUUAGGACUUUUGUUCUGUUUCCUUUUUUUUUUUUUUUUUCAUUUCCAAGUCUUCAGAUGAACAAUCUGUAUUUAUAUCUUGUUCUCUAUGAGCAGCUGUGGAAGCUUCCUGAAUUGUGCAUGUUCUUUUUUUACUGCCCCUGUUGCUUGUAGCCUCUGGGUGGAUAUUGGGUGUGUCCCCAUGGGCUGUUUGUAGCCCUAUGGCUGGUGAGUGUGAAGGGGAGGGAGAGGAAGAUGAGAACUGGGGAGUGAGAUCAUCCUGGGGUGCUGAGCUGAUGCUCUCUAGAGCCCAGGAAGCAAGUGCCCGAUAGCAGGGAGUUGGUGGUGGCUGGGUUGGCAAGUGUGUGUUGUCACCAUUCCCUGUUGCCUGGCACAAAGCACUCCCUACAGUGUCCCCCAUUGAGCUUGUUGGCUUGGGAGGAGCAGGCUGGCACCUUGAUAUUCCCAUCACCCUGUGCUCAGUGUGGAUGUGUUGGGAGCCUUUAGAAUACAGAGACAAGGUAGUUGUGGUACAGUAUUAUUUUCCCUCUGCCUGCAUGCCCUGGGGACCUCCUCAUUCGUUUGUGUACUGGUGCUGAGGAAGGUUAGGACUCAAACUGCUCAAAUGGAACAAUGCAGCAUCUAUUUAUUGUUAUUCCCCAUUUUCCCAAAGCCAGGACUUAGAGAGCUUGAGCUCACACUAACCCAAGGUUCCAUAGUUCUUUAAUGGAGAAAAUAAGUGAGGAAGAAGCUGAUGGGUUUUGCUCUAUGGAUCUCCAGAUCUUUUGGGUAGGGAUCCAGAAUAUUUACUUGGGCUAUUACAAUGCUAGACAACUGUCUUUUCUGAUGUUGUUCCAGUAAGUGCCAAUGCUGUUCAUAAUUGUUUUCCAGUGUCAUUAAGAAUUUGGUUUUUGUGCAAAUUUCUGAUCUGAACCUGGAAGCAGGUGGAAAUUUUAAGUUAGUUCUUACUUUUAAGGACAAUGCUCUGUUAAUGAAAAUGGAUCCUCUUCACAACUUUGGUGUAUUGUAGAUUAUAAUGAAAGAUGUAAAAUAGUCAGGCUUUUUUCCUUUUUUGGACUUUGUAUUUUACUGCAUGUGUCUAAUUUUUAAUCAAUAAAGAACAAAUUGUCCAUUG
Molecule: messenger RNA, 4694 nt
Organism: Vidua macroura (Pin-tailed whydah)
Lineage: Eukaryota; Metazoa; Chordata; Aves; Passeriformes; Viduidae
Gene: OXSR1
Product: oxidative stress responsive kinase 1
Exons: 18
Coding region: 475-2109 (544 amino acids)
Biological process (GO): protein phosphorylation
Molecular function (GO): protein serine/threonine kinase activity; ATP binding; protein serine/threonine kinase activator activity
Source: RefSeq, a predicted model, not a curated record